GCCCGAGCCAUGGAAAGGGGGGCAGCAGGAGACCCUCACGGGGCCCGGGGGGACCCCCCAGCAGGGACCUACUUCAUCCCACAGAGCCUCCGAUCCCUGCGAUGUCCCCAGGGAGCCGUGCCGGUGUCCCAGCAGCCCGUGAUGAUCCUCCAGCAGCUUCCAGGGCCCGGGGCUGUCCUGGCCCCCCCCGCGGGACCCCCGCCCGUCCGGGGAGAUUUAAUCGAGUUGAUGAUGAUUCAAAACUCCCAGAUGCACCAGGUGCUGAUGAACAGCCUGGCUGUGUCGGCACUGACGUCCUUCGGCUUUGGCCCAUCCCCAGCCACUGCUCAGGCGCUGGCGAUGCCUUUGCAGACCGAGGAGGAGGAGGAGGAGGAGGAGGCUGUGGUUUUCCACCAUCACUACAUCCCCUACCCGGGUCCUGUUCCCAUCCUGCCGUGGCUGGACCCGGAGCGGGAUCGGGGUCCGGGGGCUGUGCGGUUCCUGGGCUCGUUGGCUGAGGAUGAGGUCAGUGUGGUGCCCCCUCCUCCACCCCCCAGUGCCACCGGGACCGUGGGGCCCAACGUCCCACCGGCAUCAGAGUACUACAGCGUGCUGGAGGAGAGGCUGUGA
Molecule: messenger RNA, 609 nt
Organism: Chiroxiphia lanceolata (lance-tailed manakin)
Lineage: Eukaryota; Metazoa; Chordata; Aves; Passeriformes; Pipridae
Gene: PRR29
Product: proline rich 29
Exons: 6
Coding region: 10-609 (199 amino acids)
Source: RefSeq, a predicted model, not a curated record